AUGAUUCUCGGCGACCUUUGGAUUCGGAUUCGGCGUUCUUCGGCGCGAUUCUCGGCGUUCUUCGGUGGCGGACGCUGGGAAGCGCAAGGACACCCAGUGCGAGGAUCGUCGUCCGAGAGUUUUAGAGUACAUGCUGAUGGACAUAUUGGCCCUUCCUCCGACCCUCAAAUUGGAACUGAAUCUACUUCAGUUCCAUCGCCUUCGGUUCCACCUUCUUCUUCAAUGCAACACUCGAAUGAUGAAGAAGAUAGCCGAUUCAUGAUAUGCCCAUUUGGAGAUUCAUUCACGGAUGCUACGUAUGUUGUGAGGAAACUUAAUAAAAUAAUCAAUAAUUGUUGGAUGUGGCAGUAUAGUAGUUGGACCAUCGCUCUAAAAGAAGUAAAGGAAUUGUGGUGGAAUGAGUUCAAGCGGAAGUUCAGGUGGGAUGAAGCGGAAGAGAAAGAAGUUAGAAGAAUUUUUAAGAAGAAAGCCGGUGAUCACAUGCGAAACGUGAUGAAUAGAGCAAAGAGAAGUCAAGAAAAGCCGGAUUUUAUUACAGCUGACAAUUGGACGGAAAUUAAGAGAACUUGGGAUACCGAAAAGCAUAAGCAAAUCAGUGAAAUAAAUAAUAAGAAUCGAGCUUCUAGUUCUAGUGAAGGGUCUGCCACAUAUGCUGGGGGCUCUAUCAACAUCGGGGAGCAUAGAAAAAGAAUGGCAGAUGAAUUGAGGACGGAACCGACAUUUAUAGCUACAUUUGAAUGCACAUUUUAGAAAAAAGAUAAGACAUGGAUUGGCAAUCGAGCAAAAGCUAUUAAGUGGUGAUGGUGAUGGUUUUGCUGCGUCCGAGCCAUCGGUUGACAGUAUGGCAUUAUGGGUGGAGGCAUCGGGUGGAAUGAGAAGAGGUCAAAUAUUUGGGAUGGGAUCCUUGUCAAGGAUAUACACAACGCCGGCCGCUGCAACUUCAUCCUCCAAUGCGGCUUUUUUAAGGAGGACACAACACGAGGAGCAAAUGACCCAAGAAUUGAACCAACUGAAACAUUUACUUGUACAGAAGGACGAAGAAAUAAGAGGAGUGAAACAACAUUUGCAAUUGAUCAUGCGACACCUCAA
Molecule: messenger RNA, 1089 nt
Organism: Syzygium oleosum
Lineage: Eukaryota; Viridiplantae; Streptophyta; Magnoliopsida; Myrtales; Myrtaceae
Exons: 6
Coding region: 1-750 (249 amino acids)
Source: RefSeq, a predicted model, not a curated record